Lasiosphaeria miniovina is the source of this 3363-nucleotide messenger RNA. Its product is annotated as glycine cleavage system P-protein-domain-containing protein. The record is from RefSeq and is a predicted model, not a curated record. Lineage: Eukaryota; Fungi; Ascomycota; Sordariomycetes; Sordariales; Lasiosphaeriaceae. Gene Ontology annotation, cellular component: mitochondrion; glycine cleavage complex. The coding region runs from base 1 to 3363 and encodes 1120 amino acids. Gene Ontology annotation, molecular function: glycine binding; pyridoxal phosphate binding; glycine dehydrogenase (decarboxylating) activity. Gene Ontology annotation, biological process: glycine decarboxylation via glycine cleavage system. The transcript is spliced from 3 exons.
AUGGCCGCGAUGCGGCAAGUCAGGCGCCUUAGCUACAUCGGCGGAGCUUCGAUAGUCACUUCUCGCCAAGCCACGCGCCUGGUGCGACCCUGGACCGGCAAUGUCCUUCUCUCCCCUGGCACUACUGCCGCGGGCAUAAGGAAAGCCAGUACAACCCAAGCCAAGGCCGCACAGGUCUCCAAGGAUGGGUGGGAUGACGUCGGCGACGUCCCCCCCGACUCCAAGUUGCCAGACGCCGGGGUUGUCCGGAAACCGUUCUUACGCUUCCCGGAGCUGGCGACGACCCACGAUGAGUUCGCCAGGAGGCACAUCGGGCCCGACGAGGAGAGUGUUGCCCAAAUGCUCAAGGCCCUCUCCCCUCCAGUCGAGUCCCUCGACGAGUUCGUCGAGCAAGUCAUUCCCCCAGACAUCUUGACGUCCCGCGAGCUGUUCUCCAAAUCACCCCGUCGCAUCCAUUUCGGCGAGGCCAUGUACAUUCCCACCAGGGAGAGCCACAAGGAAUGGGAAGUCCAGAAAAUGGGAGAGCUUCUGGCCGAGAAGAACGACUACAACCGCAAAUACUUCAUCGGUGCUGGAUACUAUGGGACUCUCGUUCCCGAGGUCAUCAAGCGAAAUGUACUCGAGAACCCGGCCUGGUACACUAGCUAUACCCCCUACCAACCCGAGAUUAGCCAGGGCCGGCUGGAGUCCCUGCUCAAUUUCCAGACUCUUGUUUCUGACAUGACGGGCUUGCCCAUAUCCAACGCCAGUCUGCUGGACGAAGGAACCGCCGCCGCCGAGGCCAUGACGCUUUCACUGAAUGCCCUUCCUGCCUCGAGGGCGAAGCGGCCAGGCCGGACCUAUGUUGUCUCUAACAGAGUCCACCCGCAGACGAAGUCGGUUCUGCGCAGCCGUGCCGAGGGUCUCGGCAUCAGAAUCGCCGUCAUGGAUCUGACCAGGCACGACCUCUCCGAGCUGGAAGCGCUGGGCGACGACUUGAUUGGCGCCAUGGUCCAGUACCCAGACACAUAUGGCCAGGUGUGGAACUUCCAGAAGCUCGCGGAUGUCGUGCACGAAAAGGGCGCCUUGCUCAGCGCUGCUACGGACUUGCUAGCCUUGACUCAGCUCAGUCCGCCUGGGGACUGGGGUGCGGAUAUCGCGUUUGGCAACUCUCAACGGCUGGGUGUUCCUCUAGGGUUUGGGGGUCCUCAUGCUGCCUUCUUCGCCGUCAAGGAGAAGCACAAGCGCAAGAUGCCCGGCCGCCUGAUUGGCGUAUCCAAGGACCGUCUUGGCGGGCGGGCCUUGAGACUGUCGCUGCAGACGAGAGAGCAGCAUAUUCGGAGAGAGAAGGCCACAAGCAAUGUUUGCACUGCCCAGGCCCUGCUCGCCAACAUGACCGCUUUCUACGCUGUUUACCAUGGCCCACAAGGACUGCGGGCCAUCGCCGACAGGAUCAGCUUGAGCGCAAGGGUUCUGCAGUCUGCUGCCAAUAUUUACGGUUGGACAACGUUCAAGACAGUCGGGGCCGAACACGAGAUUGUGCCAUUCGACACCGUGACCAUUAUGUGCCACAACGAAGCCGGCCUACUCUACACCUGGCUCAAUGACAAAGGCAUUGGUGUGCGAUACGUGAACGCAAACAUGAUCAGCAUCAGCCUCGAUGAGACAAUGGAGGAGGGAGAUCUGUACCAGUUGGUCGAUGCGCUGCGCCAAAUUGCUCUAAGGAGCGGCCGAAUGUCCGAUGAAGAUGGCAAUAAUCCCCAGCCAAGUGCCAAAGCGGUGAUUCGGAAGCUUCUUCAUGUGCACCAAGCGGCAUCUUGGUCAUCCCCCGAUGGGCUGGCGCAUAUUCCAGAGGGUCUGCGACGAAAGUCAGAGUAUCUGACGCACCCAGUCUUCAACACGCACCAUUCCGAAACCGAGCUUCUCCGCUACAUACACCACCUCCAGUCCAAAGAUCUGUCCCUUGUGCACUCCAUGAUCCCCCUUGGAUCGUGCACCAUGAAGCUGAAUGGCAGCGCCGAGAUGUCACUGAUCACCCACAAAGGCUUUGCAAACAUCCACCCGUUUGCCCUCCCCAGACAGACCCAGGGCUAUCAGCUGCUCACCGAAAGUCUGCAACUGCAGCUACAGGAUAUCACUGGCAUGGACGGCGUUUCUCUGCAGCCAAAUUCGGGAGCACAGGGCGAGUUUGCUGGUCUUCGCACCAUUCGCAAGUACCUUGACGGCAAGGGUCAAAGCAAUCGCGAUAUAUGCCUGAUCCCGGUCUCGGCACACGGCACGAACCCGGCAUCGGCGGCCAUGGCGGGGAUGCGGGUGGUUCCUAUUAAAUGUGACACCAAGACGGGCAAUCUAGAUCUUGCGGACCUCGAGGUCAAGUGCGAGAAGUACUCGGAUGAGAUUGCUGCAAUGAUGAUUACAUACCCUAGCACGUUUGGCGUCUUCGAGCCUCAUAUAAAGAAGGUGUGCGAGAUUGUUCACAGCCACGGCGGACAGGUGUACAUGGAUGGCGCCAACAUGAACGCACAAAUCGGCCUCUGCUCCCCCGGGGAGAUUGGCGCAGACGUCUGCCACCUCAACUUGCACAAGACCUUCUGCAUCCCGCACGGCGGUGGCGGGCCCGGCGUGGGACCCAUUUGUGUCAAGGAGCACUUGGUCGAGUAUCUGCCUACCAGGCGCGUGACAAAACAGGAUGACCCGAACUUCCCAGUCAGCAGUGCGCGGGAUGGAAGCGCUAGCAUAUUGCCUAUCAGCUGGGCAUACAACGCUCUAAUGGGCAGCUCGGGGCUCAAGCACGCCACCAAGGUCACCCUGCUCAACGCCAACUACCUUCUCAGCCAACUUAAGCCGCACUAUCCGAUUCUGUACGUGAACGAGAAUGGCCGCUGUGCGCAUGAGUUCAUCCUGGAUGCCCGUCCCUUCCACAACUCAGCUGGUAUCGAGGCUAUCGACAUCGCGAAGCGCCUCCAAGAUUAUGGGUUCCACGCGCCCACCAUGAGCUGGCCCGUGACCAACACCCUCAUGAUUGAGCCUACAGAGUCUGAGUCCAAGGAGGAACUCGACCGCUUUGUCGAAGCCCUGGUCAGCAUCCGCCAAGAAAUCCGCGAGAUAGAGGAGGGCAAGGCUCCGCGCGAAGGCAACGUCCUCAAGAUGUCGCCGCAUCCGCUCUCGGACAUUAUCUGCGGCGAUGGUGAGGCGGGUGGCCAGUGGACCAGGCCGUACUCUCGCGAGAAGGCUGCCUAUCCACUCCCUUGGCUGAGAGAGAAGAAGUUCUGGCCUACUAUUGCUAGGGUGGACGAUACUUAUGGCGACCUCAACCUCUUUUGCACAUGCCCGCCGGUGGAAGACACGACUGUCGGCCACCUUUCUUCUGUCCAGGAGGACUGA